AUGGCCGACCACGAGGAGCUCUUCCUCCAACCCGAGACUUCCAUGCCACAGUCGGAAACCCCCAAGCCCUUGCGCAUUAACAAACCACACUCACCGCCGCACCAGAGUCAGACCGCCCAGCCCGACCCAACACAGCAAUGGGCCAGCUAUAGGGUCCCUCCCAGCAGCGCCGCGGCUUACGGCGCUCCGACCUCACCUCCCCCUACCGGGCCCCUACCAUAUCCAGACGAGAGAGCGAGACGACAGGCGACGCCGGGAGCUUCUGCUCCGGGUGGAAGAAUACCAACUCGGACGGGCACGCCGCAGGAGCUCCACAUCGCAGAAGAGGGACGAGGGUUUGGACCACCCAGACUCCGUGCAGGCAGUAUGUCUUCGGACGGGAGCGGACAUACUGGAAGAGCGCGCUUUGCGCCGACUGAUCCGCAUAGACCUACAGCAGAGUUCGGUCGCUCUCUGCCUCCUGUAAACAUGUCGAAGCUCGCGGAGAGGAGGGGAACACCUGCGAAGAACAUCGUGCCUCCGGACUCGCCUGGAGGACCGGAGCCGCCACAUAAGAGCGAUGAAGACGAUGAAUUGUUUCAGUUGAAGCCACAGCGUGAGAGGAAGGCGAAGGCCGCCGUUCCUGCUCCUGCGCCGGCCACGACGGAGGAUUAUCAGCAAUUCUACCCUCCGCCCUUGGGUGCUGCUCCCUCGGCCAGUGCGGCAGCAGCAGCAGCAGCUCAAGUACAGAAUAGGUUGCAUAUUCCGGAUCCCGCUGGGAUCAACCGCCUGAGCAGUACGGCGUCAAAUGCGACCACCAGAGCUUCGAGAGGAUCACCGCCUCCGCCGGAAACACCCAUAGAUACGCCAGUAGCAGGAGGAGGACUGAGUGGAAUUGAAGCGCGAUAUGCAGCUUCCGGUAUUCCAGGCACAAAUACACUCAAUGAGAUGCAAGCGCAAAGUGCGGCAGCGGCAGCUAGGAGAGCUCAUUAUGCGUCACCACAGCCUCAGAGAGGGACACCACAGCCUCAAGCACAGCAAUUUCAGGGAAGCGGAAGCUGGAGUCCAACGGAGCAGCCAGGAUCAGCGCCGCAUGGACCACCGAUUGCGUUCCAGGGGACCGAAGAAGUUGCGUCGAGGGGAGACGCUGUGCCAACUCACAGUCAGAAUAGACAGCCAAGCUAUCCAAGACCACCACAGCCAUCGACAAGUCCAAACUUGGAGGCAGGCGUGAACAGUCUCAAUAUCAACGAGGAGCCGCCUCCAGCCUACUCGCCACCUGCGGCGGGUUCCGUACACUCUCCCUAUCCCAAUGAAAAGGGCAGGUAUGCCAAUACCGCAAGCCCAAAUACUGCAGCUGGUGGGGAAGGUGGGCGGAGACCCACGGAUCCGAAUGCCAGAGGCCAUCCAGCCUUCGCCAACGAUCCGCACGCUGCGACUCCAUCGCCGCAACCUGGAGCAUCACAACAGAAUGGUGCCGCUGGGCCAUCAUCCGGCAUGGCACCUAUUAAUGUGGCUCAAGCGAAUCAGCAAUAUCAGCAAAACACAUCAAAUCAACCAGGCCCCGCAAGCCCGCCUCCGCUGCCAGAAGGAUGGAUCGCGCAUUUGGACAACAACUCGGGGCAGUACUACUACAUCCACCUACCCACACAGUCCACACAAUGGGAAUUCCCGAAGGGCCCAACGCCGCUGAACCUACAAGAGCCAACCAGCCCCAUUGCUGGAGUUGCCAGUCCCGUCGGCUCCGUCUUCAAGCAACCGCUCCAAUCGCCCGGCUUUCCUGUGCAGCAGAUGGCCAACUACGAUCGGCAGAGUAUGUUCUCUAUGAAUUCCUUGGCAAGCCCGACAGCAUCAGGAUUCACUGGUCCACCACCUAGUGCAGGAGUGGACAUGUACAAGAUCCAGCCCUCGAAUGGCGUCUAUUUCGGUCCCUAUCUGCGAUAUACCAACAUGGACUUGGAACGGGGAUUGUGGCUUGGAAGUAUUCUUGUCAUCACAGAUGCGGCCACUCAGCCUCCCACGAUUCACAUCCACCAGUCCACAGAUCUGAGCCCGAACCCCCGGCAACUGAAAGCACACCCUAUUCACUCUCAUCAGAGAUGGAUCUUCUAUAGAUAUGAUGUGGAUCUGAAGAUGGACGAGACAGGCCCAGCAAAGUGGACAUACGCGAUUACUUCACAUCUCGGUUGCACGAGGUAUGAAUUUCUUGUCGCGGGACGACAUGAGACGAGCUGGAGAUUUGUUGCUCAUUCGGGUAAUGAUUUUGCCAUCAAUGUGUCAGCCAAUGAGCGGUCGAAGCUAGGUGGCGUACCGCUCAUGUGGAAAGAUGUCCUUCUGAAGCACCAAGAGUGCGGUGGUUUCCAUGCUCAGAUUGGUCUUGGCGGACAGAUUUAUGCGGAUCGCUUGUGGAAGGACAUCGGGGCUCUCAAGCAGUGGACACAGAUCAGCGGCAAGGAGAACCGCAAAACGGCUCAGUGGACCGCUAAGAUGGAAGAGGAUGUUACGCACGCCUACUUCCAUUACUAUACCUCGCAUUUUGACCAGCCGGCCGUCAAAGAGGCCUUUGCACAGAUUCCGCACGUAUGCUGCUUGGACGACCAUGAUAUUUUCGAUGGCUAUGGGUCGUAUCCGGAAUACAUGCAGGAGAGCCAUGUUUUCAAGAACCUCGGCCGGAUUGGAAUCGAAAUGUACCUGCUGUUCCAGCAUCACACGACGCAUGAGAUUUUGCGGAAUGUCUCGAACGAUAUUGAUUUGUUCACGAUUACUGGCAAGGGAUGGCAUUUUGUGAAAUAUCUUGGUCCGAGCGUGGUUAUCGUGGGACCCGAUACGAGGAGUGAACGAGGCGAGAGACAAGUCAUGGCUGGUCCUACCUACCAAGGGCUAUUCCCUAAGGUCGCUACUCUGCCGCCGAGCGUGCAGCAUUGCAUAUGGCUACUCCCCGUCCCUAUCAUCUACCCUCGAUUGGAGGCCGUGGAGCAAGUAGCGAGUACCGUCGCCACAGGCAAAAAGGCCGUCACGGGCGGGUUUAAUAUGCUCGGCAAAGUCGCCGGAGGCAUGGCAGGUGUCGUCGGAGCCAAAGGAGCCGUCAAUUCUGGUUUCGACGGAAUUAAGAAAGCCGUUGGAAAAUCCGGUCUGAUGCAGGGAGUCCUAAGUCCGUUUGGAAAUAUCGACAUGCUUGAUGAGCUUCGAGAUUUAUGGACACAUGAAUCAAAGGUAAAGAUUAGCCGGCACGAUCACACAAGCAAAGACAAACUAACAGUCUUCUAGGACCUCGAACGAACCUACAUCAUCCGCACCCUCCAAGGAAUCUCUCACAACAAAUCCCUCCGCAUGACCUUCCUUUCCGGUAGCGUCAACGUCUGCGGCGCCGGUCUCAUGCACGACCCUUCCAAGCCUUCCGAUCAUAAGACCAUGUACCAACUCAUCACCUCCUCCAUCGUCAACGCCCCUACACCCUCAUAUGUCAUCAAACUCCUUCAUUCCAACAAACAGAUCUUCCUCCCUCAGAACGGCCAUCGCUCCUCACCCCACUUAACGAGUGAGACUAAAGAAGAUAUGAUGGAGAUAUUUGCCGCGGAUGUUGAUGGGCGAGCGAGGGAAUUGAGGAGACUGAUGGGCAGGAGGAAUUAUUUGGCUUGUGUGGCUUAUGAUCCGGAACUGGUCCAGGGGGCUUUUGCAUCGCCGCAGACUCCUGGGUUUGGGUCGGGCGGAGGAGGAGGCAGGCUAUCUCUGGCGGCGGAUUUCUUGGUGCAGAAUGAGGGGGCGUUUGGACAGCCGAUGAAGUAUGGGCCGGUGAUUAUUCCGAGCUUGGAGUAUGGGCGGUGA
Lecanosticta acicola is the source of this 3804-nucleotide messenger RNA. Lineage: Eukaryota; Fungi; Ascomycota; Dothideomycetes; Mycosphaerellales; Mycosphaerellaceae. The record is from the annotation of a GenBank genome assembly.